AUGUCUUCCACGACGUCCUCCGCCACCAUCCACGCGUUGUCUGCUAUCUUUUGCAUUGAAGGUCUUCCGCAGACUAUUGUCUCCGACAAUGGCCCACAAUUCGUGUCCGCAGAAUUUCAGUCAUUCUGCCAGGCCAAUGGUAUUCAACAUCUGACAUCCGCGCCGUUUUCGCCUCAGUCAAACGGUGCCGCUGAACGAUUGGUCCGGACUUUCAAGUCACAGAUGUUGAAAUUGAAAGAGUCGCAUUCUCGGGAAGACGCAUUGUUGCUCUUUUUGUCUUCGUAUCGCUCUCAGCCCCGAGAUGGCCGCUCGCCGGCUGAGUUGCUCCACGGUCGUCCUCAUCGCACCGUGAUGUCUUUGCUGCAUCCGCCGCAUCAGGUUCCUUUGCAGCGGCAGACUCCUGCUUUUGCUCCAGGCGACGUUGUAUUUUAUCGCAACUAUAGAGGUUCACGGCGUUGGCUCGCAGGGCGCAUUCUUCGCUGCCUCGGCCGCGCGAUGUAUUUGGUUUUGGGGGCCUCUGGUGAGGUGCGUCGGCAUCUCAAUCAGCUGCGCUUCUGUCGUCGCACGGGUUCUGCCGCUCCCCGUCUGCUUUCAGCGACUGUGCCGUCCGGUCAGCGCCCUGGGGACCCAUCUACUGGCUCGCCUCAUCCCCAGGUGUUACCGACGAUGCCUUCCAUUUUGCCCCAUGGCGACGCGCCGCCGCAGCCGCCGCCGCCGCCGCCGCCGCCGUCGCCUGUUCUCCCGCCGGCGCCGCCCGCAUUCGACGCUUCGCUGCAGCCGCCAAGCGCCUCCCAGGGUCCCGCGCCGCCGAUCGCUUCACGUGACCAGCUGUCCUCCGCCAUGGAACUCCCGCCCGCUCCGGACCACAUGACGUCAUCGCGCGUCGGCUACCCCGACGCAAUGGAGGUCGACCCUUCGGCCCCUCCUGUUUCUUUACGGGCGCAUUCACCGCAUGUUGACGUGCACCCUGGACUAGGUUUUCAGGCGUUUCCUAGCUCCCCUCGGACCGAAUGGCCGGGUGCGGGUGGCACAGCCUCGCCUGUUGUUAGGCUCCCCACCUCAUCGCAUACGUCAACAUGGGGUCCUCCCAUCGGCGGGCGGAAGCCUUAUCUCACGACCGUUCGCCGAUUUGCGGGGGAGGAAUGUGGUGUCACCGCCAGACACCACACUUGCUAGGUGGUAGUUUAAAUCGACCGCGGUCCAUUUAGUACAUGUCGGACCCGCGUGUCGCCACUGUGUGAUCGCAGACCUAGCGCCACCACAAGGCAGGUCUCGUGAUACGAACAAGCACUCUCCCCAGUUGUACGGACGACCUAGCUAGCGACUAGAUGUACGAAGCCUUUCUCUCUCAUUAGCCGAGAGACAGAAUAGCCUUCAGCUAAGUUAAUGGCUACGAACUAGCAAGGCGCCAUUAGCCUUACAGUGAUUGUAAUUAAAGUCUCCUGUGUAUAGUCAAGAGCGAUGUACCACAAUGAUUGAUUAAAGAUAAGUAUUAAUCCA
Molecule: messenger RNA, 1500 nt
Organism: Schistocerca serialis cubense
Lineage: Eukaryota; Metazoa; Arthropoda; Insecta; Orthoptera; Acrididae
Exons: 2
Coding region: 1-1176 (391 amino acids)
Biological process (GO): DNA integration
Molecular function (GO): nucleic acid binding
Source: RefSeq, a predicted model, not a curated record